AUGGCAGCCACAGCGCCAGCGCCAGUCACGGCGGCACAGGGCGGCCUACCGGGCUUCACCAAGCUCUCAGACGUGGUGUACGUCCACCGCCCAGACCAAGAACGAGAGGACCAGGGGGCCCUCACCCGAAAGCCAUCGGCCUCCUCAGCCCCCGCGGCGCCGAGGCUCAUCGUGCUGGCCGGGUGGAUGGGCGCGCGCGAGCCACACCUCGCAAAGUACACCACCAGGCUGCAGGCGCUGUUCCCGGGCGCGCCCAUCGUGGUGCUGCGGUCCUUCGUCCACCACUUCACCACCAGGGCCGCCCAGCACCCCAGGGACGUCGCCGCCGCCGUGCCGGUCAUCCGCUCCAUCAUGGGCGACCACCACGACGGGGACGGCGACGAGGAGGAGGGCGGUAGACCGGCCAUGCUCGUGCACCUCUUCUCCAACGGCGGGUCGGCCGCGCUGCGGCACCUGCGCGAGCAGUACGCCUUGUCGGGCAAGGAGGGCAGCAGCGGUGGUGGGGAGCCGGCCGCGGCGCUGCCGCGGCACGUAACCGUGUUCGACUCGGCGCCGGGCCGCUUCCAGUGGCAGCGCAGCGUGACGGCGUUCAUGGCGUCGGCGGCGCGCUGGGGCCUGCUGGCCCGGCUGGCGAUGCGCUUCAUCGUCAACUGCCUCUUCGGGCUCUACUGGGCCGCACACGUCCCCUGGGGCCGCCCGGGCUACCUCGACCGCACGUGGCUCUCGCACAACGACCGCGCGCGGAAUGCGGCCGAGGUCCGCCGCGCGUAUAUCUAUAGCGAGGAGGAUGCUCUUGUGGAUUACCGGGAUGUUGAGGAGCAUGCGGCUUCUGCGGUGCGGAAUGGUUUUGUGGUGGCGAGGAUGGAGAAGUUCGCUGGCGGCCAGCAUGUCGCGCAUGUGCGGAUCGAUGAGGGGAGAUACUGGGAGAUUGUAAAGGAUACUUGGGAGAAUAAUUCCCCUAUGAGUGUACAAUCACCGCAUUAG
Diaporthe amygdali is the source of this 984-nucleotide messenger RNA. RefSeq lists its product as uncharacterized. The transcript has a single exon. Lineage: Eukaryota; Fungi; Ascomycota; Sordariomycetes; Diaporthales; Diaporthaceae. The coding region runs from base 1 to 984 and encodes 327 amino acids. The record is from RefSeq and is a predicted model, not a curated record.